AUGGCACCGCGAACAUUCAAAAAAGCCAUCGUCGCCGUGAGCGGCACCUUCCCCGGAUACAAGCAGGCCGACCUGAAGACCCUGGUGGAAGGUCAGGGCGCGACGUUUAGUAGCAGUGUGUCGCAGGAUUGUACGCAUUUGGUUACGACGGAGAAGGAUGUUGAGAAGGGGGGUGUUAAGUUCAAGACUGCUUGUGGGAUUAGUACCUGCGAGGUUGUGAAUUUGGCUUGGUUACUGGAGUCGGUUGAGGCGAAGAAGCCGCUUCCGGUGAAGAGUUAUUUGUUUACGAAUGAUUCAAGUUCUCCGGUCCCGCAGGGUAAUGGAGAUGCCACUGCCGUUAAAAAGGAGGAGAAGGAGGUUAAGAAAGAAAAGGGCGGCGCGAAGAAGCGGACUCAUGAUGAUGCGAUAGGUGCUAAUGGGGCUGCCAAUGGAGAGGACGAAGAUGAGUCGAAGAAGAUGAAGGACUCGCAGAAAGCGUCGUCCAAGAAGCUUGUUGUUCCUCUUGAUGAGGGCUGUACCUUGGGUUACUCCGUUCAUAUCGAUGAUUCAGGUCUGAUUUGGGACGGGACUCUGAACCAGACCAACGCUGGCCAGAACAACAACAAAUUCUACCGCAUUCAGCUUCUCGUGAGCCCCAGCUCCGACUACAGAACGUGGACUCGUUGGGGUCGCGUCGGAGAGCCAGGUCAAUCGGCUGUUCUGGGAAGUGGCGGUUUAAAUCAAGCUAUGAAAGAGUUCGAGAAGAAAUUCAAGGACAAGACCGGUCUAACCUGGGAGAAUCGGUUGAACACUCCCAAGGACAAAAAGUACGCCUUCCUCGAGCGCAACUACGAAGACUCGGACGACGAGGAAGACAAUGAAGAUCAGGUUGUCAAAAGGGAAGAGAGGGAAGAGAGGGAAGAGACGCCCGUGGAAAGCGCUCUGCCCCAGUCGAUCCAGAACCUCAUGACCUUCAUCUUCAACCAGCAGCACUUCGUCUCCGCCAUGGAGGCCCUGUCUUACGAUGUCAAGAAAAUGCCUUUGGGAAAGCUGAGCAAGCGGACGCUCCACGAUGGAUACCAGAUCUUGAAAGAUCUGUCGGAUCUUCUGGCCAACCCUGGUUUAGCCAAUUCGAAAUACGGAAGGACUGUCCCGGCUGCCGCGGAGGAUCUUAGCAAUCGGUACUUUACGACAAUUCCUCAUGUGUUUGGUCGCAAUCGACCACCGGUCUUGUUUCAUGACAAGUUGAUUAAGAAGGAGGUUGAGCUGCUGGAGGCGUUGACGGACAUGGGCGUUACAAAUGCGAUUAUGAAGGACUCCAAGGAUGUCGAGAGGGAGAGAGUUCAUCAGCUGGAUCUCCAGUAUAACAGCCUGGGAAUGGAGGAGAUGACUCCAGUCGAACCCAGUACGGCCGAGUUCAUUGAGCUCGAGCAAUACCUCAACCACUCACGCGGAGCAACCCAUAACAUGAGCUACAAGGUAAUCAACAUCUUCCGCAUUGAACGUCCCGGCGAAACAGACCGCUUCUCAAAUUCCUACGGUGCCAUUCAGAACCCCAACCGCCGUCUCCUCUGGCACGGCUCCCGCAGUACCAACUUCGGUGGUAUCCUCAGUCAAGGUCUGCGCAUCGCACCUCCCGAAGCCCCCGUGAACGGUUACAUGUUCGGCAAGGGUGUCUACUUUGCCGAUAUGUCUUCCAAGUCCGCCAACUACUGCUGUCCCUACAACUCUGGUAACAUGGGUCUGCUGAUGCUGUGCGACGUGGAGUUGGGAGAUCCCAUGUACGAGCAAGAAUAUGCCAACUGCAACGCUGCUGAGGACUCGAAAAAGGAAGGCAAACUUGCAACACUUGGACGUGGAAGCAGUAUUCCAGCCGGUUGGAAGGAUGCUGGGUCCGUGCAUGAGAGUCUCAAGGGGGUGACGAUGCCGGAUGUGGGCAUGGGGUCGAAGAAUGAACAGAAGGGGUGUUCGUUGAUGUACAAUGAGUACAUUGUGUAUGAUAUUGCGCAGAUUCGACAGCGGUAUCUGUUCCAUGUUAAUAUGCGAUAG
Aspergillus glaucus CBS 516.65 is the source of this 2028-nucleotide messenger RNA. Its product is annotated as putative poly(ADP)-ribose polymerase PARP. The transcript has 5 exons. Lineage: Eukaryota; Fungi; Ascomycota; Eurotiomycetes; Eurotiales; Aspergillaceae. The coding region runs from base 1 to 2028 and encodes 675 amino acids. The record is from RefSeq and is a predicted model, not a curated record. Gene Ontology annotation, molecular function: NAD+ poly-ADP-ribosyltransferase activity.